Molecule: messenger RNA, 4267 nt
Organism: Corylus avellana
Lineage: Eukaryota; Viridiplantae; Streptophyta; Magnoliopsida; Fagales; Betulaceae
Product: chorismate synthase
Source: RefSeq, a predicted model, not a curated record
UGCAACAGCGAACGGGAAGACAUACCAUCGGCCAUCCUCUCUCUCUCGCUCUGUCACACUUAAAACUCUCUCUCUCAUCGAUUGCUUCCAACAAAGAGAUGCAAAAACCCACAGAUCAAAACCCUAAUUUUCACGGUCCGUUACUGUAAUGGUCUCUCUCUUCUUUCCGAUCCAGCUAUAUCAAAACCCUAAAUUUUUGGAGCUUCUUCUAGAUUAAACUGAAACCCUAGAAUUUGUGCCUCGCUAUGCUUAUACAGAGCUAGUUUCAUCGAAAUUCGGGAACUUAUGGUGAUAAUUUCUUGAUUCAUUUCCUAUAUCGUGCGAGAUUCGGCUUUUGAUUUGUGAGAUACAUAUGAAUGUUUUGGGAUUGAAUUUCUGAGAAUAGGUUUGUGGAAGAUCGUUGGAAUUGCGGAGAGGGAGUUUGGGUGGUGUCUGAAUUUUUGGUUUCGUUGGGGUUUUAUUGAAGGUUGAGGUAGAUCGUAGAAAGGAGAAGCAAGCUCUUAGAGUUAGCAGUUUGGAUUUUGAUCUGAUUUAGAUAAGUUGGGGUUGAAAUAUUGCUUGGAAAUGCUAAAAAAAUCGAUGGAUGAGCCGGAAUUAGUACUUUGGUUGCACUAAAAUAUAGGGUUUACCAGCGUAGUCUAUUGAAUUAGGAGUUGGAUUAUCAUUAUAUGGAUAUACUUGUUGAAAAUUCAAGGAGGUGGGGGUGUUUUUAGUGGUUCAAAUGGUGAUAUGAUAUCUGGGCAUUCUUUAAUGGGCAAGGGAUUUUGUUAGAGUUGUUGAAGCUUUCCGAGUAUUUGUUUCCUUGGCUGAGGCCGCACGCGGAUUUCUUGCUACCAGGAUAUUGUUUUUACUAAACUUUGCAGAAUGAGCUCAGAGAACGAAGACCAAAACUCAUUGGACCAGCCGGCGGAAACGAAUCAUGAAUCACACAAGAAGUUGAGAUUUUCAUAUACAAGGGAGUUCUUAUUGUCAUUAUGCGAAUUGGAUGUUUGCAAACAGUUGCCUGGUGGGUUUGACCCAUCUAUUCUAAGUGAGUUGGAGGAUUCUUUCCAAGAUCGGCAAAGAAUUUCUGGUGGUUUGUCAUCACAAAGUUUCAGGCGUAAUGAAUAUGGUUCAUCCCCACCUACCAGAGGGGAUUUGAGUAGCUAUUCUCGGGGUGUCCAGGGAAGAUGGGAAAGUCGUUCUGUACGGAGUGAAAGAGACAGUGACUCACAAUCUGAUUGGGAGUCAGAUUCUGGUAGACGUUAUGGCAACCAACCUCGGCGAUCUUGGCAAGUUCCUGAGCAUGAUGGACUUCUUGGUAGUGGUUCUUUUCCAAGACCAUCUGGAUAUGCAGCCGGAGUGUCGGCUCCAAAGAUUCGAGCUAAUGAACCCGUCCAGCUUAGUAAGAGCAAUGAGCCAUACCAUCCUCCUCGUCCUUAUAAGGCAGUACCUCACUCACGCAGGGAAGGCAAUGAUUCACUCAACGAUGAAACAUUUGGUUCUUCUGAGUAUACAAGUGAGGAUAGAGCAGAAGAGGAAAGAAAGAGAAGAGCUUCCUUUGAGUUAAUGAGAAAGGAACAACAUAAAGCAUUCCAAGAAAAGCAGAAGUUAAAUCCAGAUAAGCGUAAAGAUGAGUUUGACCUAACCACUCUGCUGGAGGAUUCAAAAGAUGAGAAGAGACUUUUGAAUAGAAGCAAUGAGUCUGAUUACCCCGUGAUAAUAAAAACAUCGAAUAAAGAUUCUGAAAAACCUUCUCUCCCCCCACAAAUUUCUCAAUCCAGACCACUUGUACCACCAGGUUUUGCAAGCACGAUUUCGGAAAGGAACUCUGGACCCAAGCCUGCAAUUCAUCCCCGUACAACGGAGGUUGUGAAUCCUGAACUUGGGAACAGCCUUUCAAAUGCCAAAGGUAACCAAAUGUUAGAUGGGACUUCCGAUAAUCAAGUGGAGAAACAAUCGGCAGAGCAGAAAGGUUUGAUUGAGCAGCAACUGGGAAGCACUAUUAUUAAUAUUUCAAUUAGUAACAAGAGUGACAAGAAUCUGAAUGUACCAUCUAGUAAGACAAUUUAUGUGGAUAGUCAAUUGCACAAUACUUCUCAUCUUUCAGAAGCCUUGGAAACUUCAGAAAAUAUAGAAGCCAUUGAGCUUAAUGCUGGGAAGGUGACAGGGAAUAAAAUAGUUGAUGAAUCCAAUCAAGUUCAUUCAACUUCAAUCCUAGAUAAGCUUUUUGGCUCCACUUUAAUAUCAAGCGAUGGUGGGUCCUCUAGUUUCACUGAGCAUCAUGAUAGUAAAGCAGAUGAGGCUUGGAGCCCUCGUGCUGCCCAUUCUUCCAAGUUUGCUCGUUGGUUUCUUGAAGAAGAAAAGAAACCGGUGGAUGAUCUCUCCUCCAGCGGGCCAAAUGACUUGCUCUCUUUGAUUGUUGGUGGUGAGAAAGUUGGAUCCCAGGUUUCUGAUUUGAAGAAUACUGAGAACAUUUUACCUAAUUUUCCUUCUGAAAGCUCCAAACCUGCAGAGGGGCAUACGACUUCAAAUAUAACAUCUGCUGUAGUUGAAAAUUCUGAGCAGUUGUACAAGAAUAAUAAACCUCAGGCGGUUCCAGCUGUCCUUACUUGUGAAUACCUUGAACAGUCAAUUUUGUCAGAAAUUAGCGAAAGUGGCUCGACUUUGCGGCCACCUGUUCAAGUCUUGAGCAUUCCUGAUGCAAAGGCUGAGCAGCCAAAAGCUAAUAUUGAUGAUCAUGCAUCUCAGCACCUCCUUUCACUGUUACAGAAGGGAACAGGCCUGAAAGAUAUUGCACCAUCCCCCAAUCUAGACAUCGGAUCUUCAGAUAAACCACAUAACAGUGACGGGGCAAGUUUUGACACUGCACCUCAGACAAAAGAGGUAAAUGCUGAUAAAUCUUCCAAUUCACAGAAUCUGACUCUUGAAACACUCUUUGGAACUGCUUUUAUGAAGGAGCUGCAGUCAGUUGGAGCACCAGUUUCCGUCCAGAGAGGCUCAGUUGGGUCUGCGAGAGUUGAUGUUUCACAGCCUCAUGAGUUUCCUUUUCCUGUUAUGGAUGAUGGCCUUGUUCUUAAAAAUGAAAUUGGGUCCAAUACAACUAGUUAUGAAAGCAAUGUUUUGACCUCCAAGCAAAGACUGCAAACCAAACCUGUAAAGAUUGAAGAGCAAUGGUUAGGUUUUGAUGAUCUUCAAAGAGGACUGGAUUCAGCACAGCCUCAUACUCGAUUAAAGUCUAAGCUUGAUGGCUUUGACGGCCCUGUUGAUAUGCGACUUCCUGAAGAGGAUAGCUUGAUUACAGCUAAUGCUCCUUUGAACCUUCAAAACUAUGCGACUGCUGGGAAUACAGCUAGAACUGAGUUGUUACCCUUCCCAAACACUGAAGUUGACAUUGCUGAAAAACUAGCAGCUUUCAACAUCUUCAAAGAUGAAAGAUCUUUCAUGGGAGGUCAAGAAGGUCCACCUUUUCUUCGUGGUCCUUAUGAUGUGAGGGAGCCUGAUGUUCCCUAUCAGAAUCUUAGCAUCCAGUCAUCUUCCCCACAGCUUCACCCCCCUCAUUCUAAUCAUGCAGGACCGUUAUUCCAUCCAUUAGAUUCUCAUCCUGGUAAUAUUACUUCUCAGAUGAAGUUUAUGCCACCAGAGGGAAUCAUCCGUCAUGAUCCUCCAAAUCAUCAAUUUCCUGCAAAUAUUCUUCGUCCUCCGUUCCAUCACCCUAGCACUGGAUUGACUGGGUUUGAUUCUCCCAGUCAUCACCCUAUGUUGCAACAGAUGCAUAUGUCAGGCAACUUCGCUCCACCUCACAUGCUUCAAGGAUUUCCCAGGAGUGCACCAAUGCCGGCUCAGCCAAAUAGGGGUGCACCUCUGCCUCCUCAUGUUAACAAUCAGAUGACUGGUUUUGCGCCUGAACUCAACCCACUGCAAGCUUUUCCUUUUGGUCACCGGCAGCCCAACUUUGCUGGUCUUGGAAUGCGACCGCCAGCUCCUGAAGUUGGUGGUGGAAGUAAUCACCCAGAGGCCAUCCAAAGGCUUAUUGAGCUGGAACUCAGGUCAAAUUCAAAGCAGAUUCAGUCUUUUCCCGGUGGUGGCCAUGGUCAGGGGAUUUAUGGUCAUGAACUGGACAUGGGUUUUGGGUAUAGAUAGUUGAUUGGUGGUUGUGCUUGUGAAUAUUGCUAUGUAUCAACGUCUCUUGAUCAGAUGUGUAACUCCUUGCAUCAAUGAUGGGAUUAUUAUCCUUCUUUCCGGAGAAAUUAGGUGGCUUAGUGUAAUUAAUGGAUUUUUCUUGCAA